AUGUCCCGACUUCAAGCACAUCUCCAAUGCACAAACCUCUGGCUAGACUACUACGUCUGCGUGCACGUUCCCGGCGCAACAACCACCUCCGCCUCCCCGGAACCAACCGAGAACCCGUCUGGCCCUACGCCCCAGAUGCCUGGGAUUGUGAGCAACUGCAAGGACUUCCACCUGAUUGAGGAUGACGAGAGCUGUUGGUCUAUUUAUACAGGUGCGGGUCUUACCCUGGAUCAGUUCCGGGAGUGGAAUACGGAGGUGGAUGCCGGGUGCACGAAUCUGUGGCUUGGGUAUUAUGUGUGUGUGUUGGUGUUUGAUUGA
This is a messenger RNA of Aspergillus versicolor CBS 583.65, 318 nucleotides long. Its product is annotated as LysM peptidoglycan-binding domain-containing protein. Lineage: Eukaryota; Fungi; Ascomycota; Eurotiomycetes; Eurotiales; Aspergillaceae. The transcript has 2 exons. The record is from RefSeq and is a predicted model, not a curated record. Bases 1 to 318 code for a protein of 105 amino acids.